Messenger RNA from Drosophila innubila, 1801 nucleotides. RefSeq names its product leucine-rich repeat-containing protein 58. NCBI's taxonomy places the organism in Eukaryota, Metazoa, Arthropoda, Insecta, Diptera, Drosophilidae. The record is from RefSeq and is a predicted model, not a curated record. Gene Ontology annotation, molecular function: protein binding. Bases 368 to 1483 code for a protein of 371 amino acids. The transcript is spliced from 3 exons.
GCCGUUUGCCGCAAUCAGUCAUCGGUUAGCUCUGGUUGCUGGUGCUGUGGUGGCUAAGCGCGCAUUCCGUCUUUCUACAAAUAAAAUCUAUACAUAUUUUUUUAAGCUGACGUUGACGUGCUUUUUGUUGUUGUUUUUGUUUGAUUCGGUGGAUUUUACGCCGUAGAUCGGCAAUUGUUAAACAAAAAGCGAGCAAUGCGAUCGUGAUUCGUAUAGAAACGGUUGAAUAACAAAAACAUACAUACAUAUUAUAAAUAAAUACUUAACAAAAAAGAAAUAAUAUAUAUAUAUACAUAUAUAUAUAUAUAUAAAGCAGAAGGUAUUGGACAUUUAAUAAACUAACGCCAGUUGUGAUUCGAUCUUCGAGAUGGAGCUCUAUACGUCGGACAGCUCGGACACGGACUCGCGGGAGCAGAAAACGAUCGAUUUUGGUCGCAUGAAUUUGGAUGUGGUAACACUCGAGGAUCAUCUAAGUUCCCCCCACAAGGCAUUGGUCAAGUCGAGCGGCGACAUCGAGACUCUGCUGCUCAACCAUAAUCGUUUGGUGGGUUUACCCAGCAUGUUGCAACAGUUUGUCAAUAUCAAAAUACUUGAUUUGAGCUCAAAUGCCAUCACCCAAUUGCCAGAUGCGAUUUGUCAAUUGCCAUUGGUGACGCUCAUCGUGAAGAACAAUCUGUUGACCAACUCAUCGUUGCCAAAGUCAUUGCUGAGCAAACUAAGUGGAAAUAAUCAUGCUGCUGGCACAUCUUCCUUAAAGGAGCUCAAUUUGAGUGGCAAUCAAUUGACGCACUUUCCGGAACAGGUCACCGAACUGCGACAGCUCAAGUAUCUGUAUUUGGGCGGCAACAAGAUCUCGAGUAUCUCCAAGGAUAUUUGGAAGAUGCAAAGUUUGCACGUACUUUCCCUUGGCGGCAACCUGAUUAGCGAGGUGGCUGAGUCGGUAGGAUCGCUGAGUCAGCUGCAAGCACUCGUGCUCUGUGACAAUCUCAUCGAGCAUCUGCCCAUGAGCAUUGCGCGUCUGAAGAACCUUAAGUCGCUGCUGUUGCACAAGAAUAGACUUAAGCACUUGCCCAAGGACAUUGUGGCGCUGAAGAACCUAACCGAGCUGAGCUUGCGUGAUAAUCCGUUGGUGGUGCGUUUCGUGCAGGACAUGGCCCUGAAGCCACCGACGCUAUUGGAGCUGGCUGGACGCAUUGUCCGGGCAAGUGGACAGCGACCGGGACCGGAGGAUGUACCUCGCACUCUUGUGGAGUAUCUAAAUAGCGCCAAUUGUUGUGUCAAUCCGAAUUGCAAGGGCGUCUUCUUUGACAAUCGUGUGGAGCAUAUUAAAUUUGUCGAUUUCUGUGGCAAAUACAGGGUGCCCUUGUUGCAGUACCUCUGCUCCUCCAAAUGCAUUGAGCCCGAGAGGCCAACGAGGGCUACGUCCAGCAGCAAUGCCAACGCCAGCAGCGGCUUCAUGAUGCGCAAGGUAUUGCUCGGCUAGAGGCGAGACAUCAUCAUGAGCCACCUGUGGUGUUCCGGGACCGAACAACUGUUCGACGUGUCGCUGCCCACCGAUUUGGUGAGGACCUCCAAAUCCAUUGUCGGCUGUAUGGUCCCCUCACCAUCCUCCCACUCUACUGCUGCGGCCCAAAUUACGGCCACACUCUCCGCUAACCCAUUGGCUUUAUCACAAUUACCAAAAUUUCCAAUUUGCCAAUUUGCCAAAUGCAUUUUUUGUUCAUUGUUAUUGUUAUGAUAUUGUACAUAAACCCGAUAUGAAAUAUAUAGAACCGCAUAUAUAAAUCAAAAAUUUAUAUUA